Messenger RNA from Adineta ricciae, 834 nucleotides. The record is from the annotation of a GenBank genome assembly. Lineage: Eukaryota; Metazoa; Rotifera; Eurotatoria; Adinetida; Adinetidae.
AUGUUCUUCUCUUGUAUUCCUGAUAUAUUUAUUAUCACAUACGGUAUUGAUAUGAAAAAUAAUUCGACCAUUUUAUGUAAAAUAGGAUGGUAUUAUUCGUUCACUGUUCAGAAUUUCUCGUUAUUUUGUCUUUCUUUGGCUUCAUUUGAUCGAUAUUGUGGUUCGUCAUCUAAUGUUCAUAUGAGACGAUUCUGUACAAUGAAAACAGCACAACGGAUCGUCUUAGUCUUAGCAAUAUUUGUUCUUUUUAGUUAUUGUCAUGUUCCAAUCUUCUAUCAAUUAGAUCCAACAUUGAAUCAAUGUACAAUUAUCAAUGCUACUUAUCGUCAAUUUCUUAGUAUAUUAUCAGGUAUAUACAUUAGUCAUUUACCUGUUUUUCUCAUGUUAGUUUUUGGUGUUUUGACAAUCUUUAAUGUGAAGAAAAGUCGACGUCGUCUUAUCCCAGCGCAACCAGAAGUUCUAAUAGCAUCAGCAACUGCGCCAGCUCACAUUUUGGAGAAUGUUGUUCGUCUACGUGAUCAUUUUGUACAUGCAGCUAUAUCACCACAGAAUGUUGCGUCACAAAGAACUCGUAAUGACCAACAACUAUUGCAAAUGUUAAUUUUUCAUGUUUUAACAUACAUUUGUUUAACUAUUUUCCCUACCGUAGUAUAUUAUGUAAUGACAUUUACUCCAAUCACUGAGAUCAUUCUGUUCCUCUUUUAUAUUUCACGUUUACCCUAUUAUGUGGUUUUUGCAAUCUCGUUUUAUGUUUAUGUUCUCAGUUCGAGAGUGUAUAGAAAAGAGUUCUCCAAACUGUGUAGUGAACUGUGUCAAUCUUUACAUUUUAAUUAG